AUGGCAUUGUCCCUUGCGCGCAUGGUGCGCCUUGCCCUGGUUGGCCUGAUGGCAUUCAUGCCAAUUGCUUCAGCCCUGCCUGCGCCGCAAGCCCCUCGCAGUACAGUUCAGCCUCCCGACACUGAUCCGUUCUAUCAGCCGCCUGCCGGCUUCGCAUCCACGGCGCCUGGGACAAUCCUAAACCAACGCAGCAUCAAUGCCGCGUUCUUUGGACUUGUCCCGGUUGAUGUGGACGCCUACCAGCUGCUUUACCGCACGACUGCAGUCAAUGGCUCGGCCAUUGCAACAGUUACCACGGUGUUUAAGCCAAAGAACGCUAAGCUCGAUCGUUUCGUUUCCUUCGCCACGGCCUACGAUAGCUCUGCGACGAAAUGCCAGCCUAGCUACGGCUACCAGCUCGGUGCACCACAGGACAGUUUGAUAGCUUCAGUCGAGCAAUUGAUAAUUGAGAUCUACCUUGCUCUUGGUUACACUGUCGCUUCUCCUGACUAUGAGGGACCCGAUGCUGCCUUUGGACCCGGUCGUCUCGCAGGCAUGGGUGUAUUGGAUGGUAUCCGUGCCGUGAAAAGCUUCAAGACCUUGAGUCUCACCGAUAACCCCAUGGUUGUUGGUAUCGGCUAUUCAGGUGGUGCCAUUGCUACCGGCUGGGCAGCAUCUUUGCAGCCUAAGUACGCAUCAGAGCUGAAUAUCAAGGGCUGGGUGCAGGGUGGAACUCCCUCGAACCUCACCGGCACGAUGUAUCAGAUUGAUGACACAGCCUUUAGUGGCUUCCUCCCCACAGCUAUUGCUGGUCUCUCAAAGCCAAGCGCCUACGGUGCCGAGCUGGCCCCUCUCAUCAGCAAGAUCAUAACGGCAGAUGGUCAAAAGAUACUGGACACCGCUACCUCCGAAUGCAGCACUACGGAUCUCUUAGCAUUCUUCGAACGGUCUAUCUUUGACACUAGCUUCCAAACUAUGGGUGAGGCUUUCAUCUUCGAACCGAUCGUUCAGUCGGUGUUCAAGCAAAACACCAUGGCUGUCAACAAGGACGAAACUCCCACGGCGCCAACCUUUGUGUACCAUGCCAAAUAUGAUGAAGUCAUCCCUUACGCCGAUGCCAAAACCAUGGUUAAUUCUUGGUGCAACUGGGAUGCGAACACCAAAUUUACUACUUACGCCAGUGGUGGUCACGCGACUACUGAAAUCAUCGCCAUUCCCGAUGCCAUCAAGUUUGUCCAGAAUGCCUUUGCUGGCACGACUAAGAGUGGCUGCACUACGAAUACUGAGCUUGGCAGCAUUCUCAACCCUCUUGCUCUUGGUGUGCAGCUUGAGCCUAUUCUAGUGAAGCUCAUUGACGGGCUGUCCCAUCUAGGUGAUCAGGACUCAAAUCUCAAGAGCGACCCUGUUGGAGUGCUCAAGGUCAGUCUUUAA
This is a messenger RNA of Penicillium vulpinum, 1410 nucleotides long. RefSeq names its product Lipase secreted. The record is from RefSeq and is a predicted model, not a curated record. Gene Ontology annotation, molecular function: triacylglycerol lipase activity. NCBI's taxonomy places the organism in Eukaryota, Fungi, Ascomycota, Eurotiomycetes, Eurotiales, Aspergillaceae. The transcript has a single exon. The coding region runs from base 1 to 1410 and encodes 469 amino acids. Gene Ontology annotation, biological process: lipid catabolic process.